ACGUCUGUAGCGUUAAAGGGAGGGACAGAUUUUCGAAGAAGAAAGAAUUGGAGUGAACGAAUUCUAGUAGAGAUCACGGGAUUAUUACAUGUGUUGUCACCAACAGGAAAAAUUUUGUAUUGCUCCGAAUCGACACAUGAGUUGACUGGGUAUCGACCUCAUGAGCUUGUUGGACAGGCACUGAUGGAGUUUCUGCAUGUGGAUGAUAUGGAUGUAUUCAUACGAGAUUUCCAAAUGUCUUUUCAUACCCGUUCGCAAAUCAAGACUCAUUACCGGUUUCGAAGAAAGGAUGAUUCUUAUGUGAUUUUUGAAGUAGUAGGGCAUCCUAAAGCGGAUAUACCAGGGCAGCCACCACAGUCAUUUUUUGGUAUUGCGCAACCUGUGCCUACGAAGAGUGGAGCAUUAAUUGACGCGUUUUUGGAAUUGAAGGCUGAAAAUAACUGGCUCAAGAAACGAAUUGAUGAAUUAUCCAACAAAUAUGGUAAAUUAGAAACGAUUUCACCUUUGACGCAAGAUGAAACAAACGAUACAACCCUUGAUGGAUUUAAUGAGGACUGGAUGGAUACAAAUAAUUCAGAUUUAGACGAUUUUAUAUACAAUAACACCAAGGAAGAAAUGGGUAAUAAUCUGCUUGAAUCGGAAAGAAAGGAUAAAUGGAAACCUCGCAAAAAGCCAAAGGGUGCUGAUGAAUAUGUUUGUGCUGAUUGUGGUACAACUUCAUCACCAGAAUGGCGUAAAGGACCACAUGGACCAAAAACUUUAUGUAACGCAUGUGGUCUUCGCUGGGCAAAGAAAAAUAAAAAGAGGGAUUUGAAUGAUGACUGA
This is a messenger RNA of Mucor mucedo, 825 nucleotides long. Its product is annotated as putative white collar 2 protein. The annotation marks the transcript as partial. Gene Ontology annotation, molecular function: sequence-specific DNA binding; zinc ion binding; protein binding. NCBI's taxonomy places the organism in Eukaryota, Fungi, Mucoromycota, Mucoromycetes, Mucorales, Mucoraceae. The transcript has 3 exons. Gene Ontology annotation, biological process: regulation of DNA-templated transcription. The record is from RefSeq and is a predicted model, not a curated record.